UUUAUCAACACAAUACUGCUACGCUCCACCUCCACUGACCUUAGGGAACAAGACUCUUAACUCCCGCACAAUACCUGCUGCUGAGCCACAGAGGAGAGAGACCGCCUUUUGCAUGCAAUAUUCUAUUAAAACAUAGUGUUAUUUGACCUACUGGAUUCUACUGUUGGCUGUGACAUCGUGAGCAUUAACAGAAGUUGUUAAACUGGAAGAGGGCGAUGUCCUGAAACACAGCUCUGCUCCCUCAGUCCGAUUAUCUCAACCGGAAACAUCUAGAGGACCCACAAACUCCAAACUCUCUGAAGUCCCAGAGAAAUGGAUUCUUGGGUUGGACAUAUAUUCCAGUAGGAAUGUCUUGAAUCAAACCAGCAUCUGAUUCAUAAUCCCUCUUCUAUUAUUGGAUAUAAUGCCGGAUUGCUCAAGAUGACUGAGCUGAAUUAUGCCUUAAUAAAAGAAAACAGGAAAGAAAUGGAUGAAGCUUUGGACUGGAGUUAUAUAGAAUGGCAUGAGAAGGAAACCGUCAAAGGAACAGAUGCGCAAACUCAAACCAAAUGUGAACAAACCGAAGACAAAGAAACGCAAAUCAGUAAUCCUUUCAUAAUGCGGAUAGAUUUAGGGAGGACUCCCUCCAGACUGAGGUACAUUUCCCUCAAGGAGGGUGACGGCAUGUCCGCACACUUAUUUCAGUUUGAUAGACAAGCCCCAUCCCGCAUCUCCACGUCCCCUAUGCUAAGGAGGAUGAGGAGCAUUAGAAUCUCCUCCCGAGAGCUAGGCAGAUUUGAUGGCCCUUUAGAAGAGGAGACACUUCUGCCAAAGAGCCCCCUGUCUCCAUUAUUCCAGCAGAAGUCUCCUCUGUCGUUCCAGUCUAAUGGAGAGGGCGGUUCAAAAGAGGCUGUUUUUGAUGACAACGAGAGCACCACUGAUGACUGUGAUCAGGGGGACGAGCCCUAUCAUAAAAGGCUCCAGGAAAGAAGGCGGAGCUCUAUGGUUGUGAGUCUUCCUGGAUUGGAUGUUUCCCCUGGUGAUUUAUUUGUGUCCAAUGGUGCUGCUGAUAUUUUAAAUAAAUCAGCCUAUUCAGACACCAAGAAAUCCAAGUGGCCCUUCUUGAGACGUAACACAGCAAAAGGGAAGGCAGACGUUGACAAGUGUCUAGCUGGCAUUCAGAUCCAGGAAUGGAGGGACACAGACUUUCAAACAUACAAGGAUAUGUCUCUGGAGGAGUUUUUGAGAGGUCGCUCUGAGCUGGGAGCAGCAGAGAAUCCUAAAGCUUACCGAAAACAAGAGGCCAUUUGGGAGCUUUUCACCAGUGAAUGUGUCUACUUUCUUGAUCAGCUCAUGGUUUUAAAAGAGGUAUUUUUGACCACUCUGUCAGAUCUGCAGUUGAGAGAGUGUCUACAGGACAUCGACUCUUGGAGGCUCUUUGCAAAUCUCAAUGAACUCUGUCUGGUUAGCUUUGGCAUCCUUAGUAGUCUCUUGCGUGUCAUUAAGGAAUUGUGGACCAAUCCAGACAGCGAUAGUACUCGGAUUCUUUUUGAACUCCUCAUAAAGGCGUUUGGUGAAAGCAUUUGCCAUUGUCUACAGAAGUACUGCCUAAAUUACAGCACAGCCAUCCUUUAUCUGGACAGCCUGAAGUUCAGAGAGGACUUUGGCUCCUUCGUAAAGUGGUGUGAACGUAACGAGCAGUGCCGCAGACUGCAGCUAAAAGAUCUGCUGGUGGCUCCUCUACAGAGGUUCACGCGGUACCCUCUGCUGCUGAAGAACAUAGGGAAAAGAGGCUGCUCAGAGGAAGAAGAGGGCACACUACAGAGCAUCGUGGACAUCAUCGACAGAGCCAUCUAUGAUCUUGAAGGGAAAGUUAAGUGGUUGGACAACUAUCAGAAGGUGAAGCAGCUGAAGGAUACUCUGGUGUGGCUUCCUGUGUGGGAGCGAGACAAGAAAGCACAUGUACCUGAGAAUCUGAAACACUUAUUAAAAGCUGUAACAAUGGAGAACCUGGUGUCUCAACGCAGUCUUCUGUACGACGGCAAGCUCACUCUCAUAGAAAACACAAAGCUGCAAGAUGUCUACCUGUUUCUCUUUGACGAAUUCCUUCUGAUCACAAAGAUCAAGCGAAGCAAAAAGAAGUCCAAUGUGGUGGAGUCAAACCCUCUCCAUCUAGCCAUGGGCCAAGAGCUUGAAGUCUUAAUGCAGGAGGGUUGUAGUUUCACAGUUCUGGAUCAGCCCAUUUCCCUGGACCGCCUGCAGUUAAAGAACAUAGACCAGCUCAAUGCCACAGCAUCUGGUCUGCCUAAUUCUUUCAUAAUAAUGCAUCAGAAUCGUUACCAGCAAUGCAUCGGAGUCUUCAUUCUGCAAGCCCAGUCUGAAUCUAUAAAGAAAGGGUGGAUGUCGGAGAUAGAGGACGCCAUCAAUUCUCUGCUAAAGCAGGACUGUCAGCAGCCUCGGGUCAAGAACUCCACACUUUACCUGGAGUCUUCACAAAUCUAACUUAUACAGAGACUUUCUGUAGAACAUUCCUCAAAGUGCCAUUGUAUCACUAAAGUGGAAAACUGGAGCAACACCACAAAAAAAAAAAAAAAACACACUUGCAGCAACAUAUUUUACAGUAAAAUAAUUUACUCAUGUUGCACCACCAACAGUGGUGGCCCUGAGCAGUUUAAAGAUCCAUAAGAAGAACAAUGUGUCAAUUCUCUUUUAUUUUUGUAAAACGAACAAAUCUCUGUUGUUGAAUUUGUCUGUUUUUCACAUUAGCGUAACUAACAUGCCUCAUGUUAAACAUACGCACUCGGAAAAGCUUCACAAAUAGUCAGCCGUGUGAGGAUCUAGAUAAUAAUUCAACGUGUAUGUAAAUGAGUGGCAAUGGACACUUUCUUUAUAAAUUAAAAGUUUUUGUUAAAA
Xyrauchen texanus (razorback sucker) is the source of this 2892-nucleotide messenger RNA. RefSeq names its product pleckstrin homology domain containing, family G (with RhoGef domain) member 7 (gene plekhg7). Gene Ontology annotation, biological process: Rho protein signal transduction. The record is from RefSeq and is a predicted model, not a curated record. NCBI's taxonomy places the organism in Eukaryota, Metazoa, Chordata, Actinopteri, Cypriniformes, Catostomidae. The transcript is spliced from 17 exons. The coding region runs from base 421 to 2481 and encodes 686 amino acids. Gene Ontology annotation, molecular function: guanyl-nucleotide exchange factor activity.